This is a messenger RNA of Symbiodinium natans, 1023 nucleotides long. The record is from the annotation of a GenBank genome assembly. NCBI's taxonomy places the organism in Eukaryota, Dinophyceae, Suessiales, Symbiodiniaceae.
AUGUUGGCCGAGCCUGACUUCGAGACGCACGCAGCGGCCGAGGCUAUCGGCGAGUCUUCCUCCAAAGGAGGAGAUGCGACUGAUGUGUUCCAGCACUUCGCCAACGCGUCUGUGCACUUGCAAGAGCUUGCGAAGCUUUUACGGGACAUCCAGGCAGAGAGUCCACCGAUUUCCUCGAGAUCCGCUGACGAAGCGAGCCGACAGGAGGCUGGAGAUGGAUUGGUGCCAAUGCUGCACCUGCCCUGCGUCAAGGACAUGACUGCAAGUGGGGGCGAGCCCCUGGAUCUCGAGACAUCUUGCAGCUUCAAGACGGAGGGCUUGUUGAGCAUGUCAGAUUCUCUGACGUUGUCAGCCUCCCCAACUGGAGUGGAUGAGGAGGCUUGUGCAGCUGGCACCUCAGCACCUCCACCAGCGGAGGAGACUCCUGCGGCUGGAAGUGGGAGCGCCCUCGAGGGAUUCGAGGGCGCACCUCCUGCGCCAGCAGAGGCUGCGCUGAAGGCUGUGCCUUCGGCAGAUGCGACGCUGCUGCCUGCCAAGGAGGCUGCCGAGUCAGCAGGUGACGAAGCGGGAGACCACCCAGGGGGUGCACCCCCAGCGCCGCCUGAGGCGAUGCUGAAGGAGGCUUCCGCAGAAGCUGUAGCGCCUGCCGAGGAGACUGCAGUCGACGCGGCUGGAGGUGGGAGCGCCCUCGAGGCAUUCGAGGGUGCACCUCCAGGGCCAGCAGAGGCUGCGCUGAAGGAGGUGCCUUCGGAAGCAGAUGCGACGCUGCUGCCUGCCAAGGAGGCUGCCGAGUCAGCAGGUGACGAAGCGGGAGACCACCCAGAGGGUGCACCCCCAGCGCCGCCUCAGGUUGGCUCGGAACCUUCCUCGAUCGACCGGCUAGGCGACAAAGAGAAGCGGGCGCUGGCUGCUGCUCAUCAAACGCUUACAGAGAUGGCCAAGCUGCUGCUCGAAGCGACGCUGGCAUCUCCGGAACCGAGUCCCCGGCCAGAGGCCACAGAUGACGAGAGUUCCAUGCUCUGA